UCCUCCUUCCCUCCCUGCCGCGCCGGCCACACCGCGAGAGCGGCGCCCGCCCCGCCAGGGCGAGGGAGGGAGGCGCAGCCCGCGGGCAGGAAGCUGGAUGAGGACGUGUGUGCGGGCAAGGCAGCCCCUCGGGCAUGAAGGGGACCGCGGGGACGCUGCCCUGCCCUGCAGCCGAGCGGGGACAUCAGGAAGACAGCUGCCUUCAGAUGGUACAGAAAUCCCUGACAGUUGCUCUUUCUUCAGUCCUACUUCAUGAAAACUUCAGAAGCUACUAACUGAGAGCAACAGGAUGGAAUGCAAAACAUAGCCAAACAUGUGAACGAAUUUUCUUCCAGUGAUAUUUGGCCAGACCUAAAAUAUCUUCCACUCCAGAUCUGAAAGUAGUGGAAAAGUUAGACAGUUCUCUCUUGGAAAGAGACCGGUUGUAGUUUAUUCACAAGUCCACAUUGUUUCAAAUCCCCGAGCAGAUGGUACGUGAACAAUACACGACAACGACACCAGGCACCAGCCUAGAGAGGCCGAAGAAUGAAUAUAUCUACAAAAUUGGAAUUUAUGGCUGGAGAAAGCGUUGUCUCUACCUGUUUGUUCUCCUCCUGCUUAUCAUCCUAGUUGUGAAUUUUUCUUUGACAAUAUGGAUUCUGAAGGUGAUGUGGUUUUCCCCAACUGGAAUGGGACACCUGCGUGUUACAAAAGAAGGCCUUCGACUGGAAGGGGAAUCUGAAUUCUUAUUCCCUCUUUAUGCCAAAGAAAUCCAUUCGAGAGUGGACUCAUCACUGCUUCUCCAGUCUACUCACAAUGUGACUGUGAAUGCACGCAAUUCAAAUGGGGAAGUCACAGGCAGAUUAAAUGUGGGUCCUAAAAUGGUAGAAUUCCACAGUCAGCAAUUUCAGAUCAACUCGAAAGAUGGAAAGCCACUUUUCACAGUGGAUGAAAAUGAAGUUGUAAUUGGCACAGAUAAGCUUCGAGUCACAGGGCCUGAAGGAGCACUUUUUGAACAUUCUGUAGAAACACCGCUUGUGAAAGCAGAAGCUUUUAAACAGCUUAGGCUGGAAUCACCAACUCGAUCUUUGAGCAUGGAUGCACCACGAGGAAUUAAUAUCAAAGCACAAGCUGGGAAUAUUGAAGCUCUUUCCCAGAUGGAUAUCAAACUGCACAGCAGUGAUGGCGUGCUUUUGCUCGAUGCUGAAACUGUGCGACUGCCCAAGCUGCCUGAGGGUGCAAGGGGUGGAUCCGGGAUUUCUCAGGGGCUCUAUGAAAUCUGCGUGUGUCCAGAUGGAAAGCUCUACUUGUCAGUGGCCGGCGUGGGCUCCACUUGCCAAGAAUACAGCCGAGUCUGCCAGUGAGGCAACCAAAAAGGCCGCACACCCUCUUGCGCAUCUGAGUUUUGUACUAUUCCUAAAGAGCAUUACUGAAAGCAUAUUUUUCAGCAUUUUAAAAACUAAGUACUUACAAUUUAGGAAACAAAUCUGCAUCUACAAUUCUGGAACACAGGGUGUAAGGGGAAGAAGAGCACAAAUGACAUUUCCACUUCAGAAGAAUGACUUGAAUCAAAUUACAUGUUUUGUCAGUAACACUUGGAAAACAGCCUUACAGAGAGCAUAAAAAAAUAAAAGAGAUAUGUUUCUUCACUGAACUAUUAUUCAGUUAGAUGAUUAUGUCAUUGUUCAUAUUUUUGAGAUCCGUGGGUUUUUCCUCUCACUACGUGUAAGCACUUACUGUAUUAGUGGGUGAAAUUAAAUUGAGGGAACUACUUGAAUUAUUUGUAAGACAAAGCAUUAUUUGGAGAAUUCAGAAAGUGCCAGCAAAUGGUCUAUGCAAUUUUGUUCUUGCAAUAACACAAGAUAGAAAAAUGCGGUAUUUAUAUAAGUUCUGUGUAAAAGGUGUUAAUUUGCUAAUAGCUUUCUAUUUUAAUUUGGCAACACUAUGCUGAUUUGCUUCUUACUGAGAUUCGUAUAAAAAUAACUAAUGCAAAAAGCUCCAGAAGUCAUGAAGGCCUCUCUUUUGUCUCAGUUCCAUUCACUAUACAACAGAGAAAUAUAUUAGUAUAUUUUAUGAUAGCAAUUGUUUGCUCUACUGUGUGUACUGUCAUAUUCAUUUAAAUCCUUUUUUAUUUUAGGACAUGCUAAUUCAACAAGGCAAUCUGUUGUGCCAGCUGGACUAGUAAAAAGAAAAAAAAAGGUGUCUUCACAUUGUCUGACACAAGGAACUAUUUGGGCAGUGGGAAAAAUCCUCUUAUGUAGCUCACAGAUUUCAAUUAAGAGGAAUAUUUCAUUUCCAUCUGCACAUUUUGACUGGUAUUUCUCAUCCUGUCAGAGUGGGACUCCAUCACAAACAGAGAGCGUAAAGCUGUUAUUAUUUUUUACAUUAGGACUUUGGAUACAAAAUAAAUGCUCACCAGAGCUGACAAACUGUUUAUUGGCCAUGUAAAGAACACAACUGCAGACCCGUUCCCCUGUACAGUGUUGCACUGAAAACAAAUAAAUUGUUUGCACACCUCUGGCUAGCAAGAUUUGUAUUUAGUAGUCUGUUGUUUAAACCUUGUGGUUUUUAUUUCCUUUAAUGGAAAUAAAUUUCCAUUUUUUAAUUCCUUUGAUGCCGUUUUGUAUAUACUUUUUGAUCUUAUUAUCCAGGAAGGAGCUAUCACAUAGUGCCUUGGUGUCUAUUAACAGAAGGAUUUUAACCCAGAGUGUUAGUAAACCAGAAAUGUGUUAGUAAACCAGAAAUAUCCACCUUUUGGAAAAAAAUUAAUCAUCAUCCUUAAAACAGAAGAAUCAGGACAAAAUAACCACUAACUUUCUAAAAACUUGCUACUUUGGCUCUGGUGAACAAAGAAAGAAAACCAACACUCAGAUGAGAUCCCCAGGUACACACAAAAGCCUGAGCUGAGAAAGAGUCCCCCGUUAACAUUUUCCACAAUUAUUGUGGCAAAGCCCAGGGCAGUCCCUGCGUCAAGGGCUGCCUUGGCAAUUCCUCUGAGUCUGAUGUACGGAACUGAAACUGCCCUUCAGCAGCAGGGUGGAGCCCUCAGCUAUUAAUGUGAACUCAGAGCUUCAGUAGCACAAGUAGGAAACACUUAACACCUUAAGCAAGUGAAUCGAGGUUUCACUUUACCAGUAGAGUGCUCCAACUGCUGUUACACUGCCUAAAGGAGAAGUAGGAAGCCACACAUCUUCCAUACCUGAAAUUCCACUUUCUUGGGCUUAGACUCACUCAUUCCUGUCUUCACGAGUGAGUCCAAGGCUGUUGGCCAUAAGGAGAGAUGUGUUUAUCUCCACAGUUGUAUUUCUUGACUUUAUCUGUCUCUACAGCUAAGCUCUCAGCUGGGGCACACUUUAACAGAAACCUGUCUUCAGUAUUCCUUUAAAGUCAGCUGAGGUGGUUCCAGCUUGAUGCACAAGAUUUUACAAACCAAAAUACAAGCGGGCUUAGUUUAAUCAUAGAAUGGAAAGUAUGAGUACUGAAAUAAAAGUCAGCAAAUACCCUUGCAUGUGCCAGAUACUUAAAAACUGCUGCUACAAGUAACUUGGAGAGCUGUAAUGUCACCAAUCUCUUACAGAUGUAGUAUGAACAGGAAAACUGGGACUUGAGUCCUUAGAAAUUCCAGCCGUUGUUCUGACAUCAACAUAAUGCCCAUUCUUCCAUGGAUUAUCAAACAAAUCAUUCACCUAAUCUAACCCCUAAAUGUUUCCAGAUACUGCAAAAUAGUUAAAAUCUGCUUGUUCUGCUUGCAAUAGAAGUAGAGCACUUUUAAGUAAUACAUUUUAAGCUUUUGUUUUGGAGGCACAUUUUCAAAUAUGAUUUGCCAGUUAAUUCACAGCAAAGGAUUGAACUGAGGCUUUCCAGGCAAGAAUAAUCUGACCCCUAAGGAGCUAGGAAAACCAGAGUGCAGUCCCCUGGUAAGGUAUGCUGGCACUUCAUUUAGACACUGAAAUAUCUACCACAUUUCUUGUGGAGAUAAAUCUUCAGGACUGGCUUCAGUUCACAGGUGGAUUCUGAGUAGAACCAAAACCUAAAGUGGUCUGCUGUACCCUCAGCACUGCGAUCACCCAAAUCACCAAUGUGAUCCUUUUCAUUGCUUAAAUUUCAUUCUCCUUUUCAUUAUGCUACAACACUGACAUCAGAAGUAUUGUUCCAUUUUCGUAUUGUGCACAUCUUUUAAAGCAGGACUGGUGACAUCUUGUCACUUUUUUCUUUUAGGUGUGGCUAGUAGAGAAACAAAAUUUAUGCUAAAAUUACCAGUGUAAUCAGCCAAUGCUAAAAUCUGAAUUACUGUUAAUCUCAACAUUGUUCAUACAUCACUAAAUUAUCAUUUCUGAUAUCUCCAUGUAGAUGACUAUCCCUCUCUCUUUAAUACUGCACAAUUACUGUUUCUAUUUGAAUCAAACUUCAGUAAAUAGUUACAGAGUAACAGAAAAUUAUGGCACACAGGGAAGCAAGAGUAUGCAGUUCUCCAGUUUAUUUGCAAAAGUAUUAUCCAAAUGGAGAAAAAAAAUCAUUACCAGCAUACUGAACUGAUUUGUUUGCAUAUUUACUCCCUCAAAAAGAAUUAUUUACAGCAGUUCUUGCAACUGGUUGCAAUUGUUACACAGUGGAAAAAUGAUAGAAAAACUUCACUGGUGAUUGCCCAAACAUGAACCUGGUUUUUUUUUUCCAUUUCACAGUCCUUUAGUAUUUGCAUCUGUCUAUCUUUAUAUAGCUUUAUGCAAAAGGAAAUUGCAAGAAUUGGAAACUGAGUUCUUGAAUAAAAUUUAUACAUUUUGAACA
This is a messenger RNA of Hirundo rustica (Barn swallow), 4764 nucleotides long. RefSeq names its product sarcoglycan gamma (gene SGCG). The transcript has 10 exons. Bases 468 to 1343 code for a protein of 291 amino acids. Gene Ontology annotation, cellular component: sarcoglycan complex; sarcolemma. The record is from RefSeq and is a predicted model, not a curated record. Lineage: Eukaryota; Metazoa; Chordata; Aves; Passeriformes; Hirundinidae. Gene Ontology annotation, biological process: cardiac muscle tissue development; heart contraction.